Messenger RNA from Dendronephthya gigantea, 684 nucleotides. Its product is annotated as octopamine receptor Oamb-like. Gene Ontology annotation, molecular function: G protein-coupled receptor activity. The record is from RefSeq and is a predicted model, not a curated record. Gene Ontology annotation, biological process: G protein-coupled receptor signaling pathway. Lineage: Eukaryota; Metazoa; Cnidaria; Anthozoa; Malacalcyonacea; Nephtheidae. Bases 1 to 684 code for a protein of 227 amino acids. The transcript is spliced from 2 exons. Gene Ontology annotation, cellular component: membrane.
AUGGAUUGCAGAGUUUGUUACACAAUUGGAUUUCUGUUCAUAUUUGUUUCAACGUUAACGCUUUUAGCGAUCACAAUUGAUCGUUACCUAUAUGUAUCAUCGCCUCUCAGAUACCCAUUGAUCAUGACAUGGAAGAGAACCUACGGUAUUCUUCUUAGCAUUUGGAUAUGCGCUUCCCUUUUUCCUCCGAUAAUAGCCGUAUACGAAGAACCGACCAAAGUGCGGACUUUGUGUUUUGGACCAAUUGCUCUCGUCUUAACCUCUGCCAUAAUCUACGUUGUCAUACCUGUUAGUCUAAUCUUCUACUACAACUGCAAAAUUUUCCAAUUAGCAAGUGGACAUGCUCAAAGGAUGCACACAAAUCGUGUAGCUUGUAUUCAUGAUAUUCCAUCCUCCUCGCCAUUAGAAAUGCGUCCCUGGCAUAAAAUAACAAGAGAGAUGAAAGCAGUGAAAACAUUUGUAAUCGUAGUUGGUGUUUUCUUAUUUUGCCUUGUUCCGUUUACAACCGUUAUCUUGAUAAACAGUCUAGUUUCUAAUUGCGUCCCUGAAGUUGUCAUCAUUUUGCUUGGCGAUCUCGCGGGAACGAACGCCAUUGUGAAUCCAAUCAUUUACAGCAUGAGACAAAAGGAAUAUAAGAACUGUUAUCGCCAAUUGUUUUCUGUCGUGCGCAAUCGACUGAUGUGA